This is a messenger RNA of Phragmites australis (common reed), 1569 nucleotides long. RefSeq names its product myb-related protein Hv33-like. Gene Ontology annotation, biological process: regulation of stomatal movement. Bases 381 to 1256 code for a protein of 291 amino acids. The transcript has 3 exons. Lineage: Eukaryota; Viridiplantae; Streptophyta; Magnoliopsida; Poales; Poaceae. The record is from RefSeq and is a predicted model, not a curated record.
GAGCUCUCUCUCCCUCGCUCCCUCCCGCGCGCGAGCUCGCACCGCGCUAUUUUUAAUCCACCUCUUCUUCCACAAACCGGAGGUAUCUUAAGCUCCAAUCCACUGCAGCUCUCUCUCUCUCUCUCUCCUUGCUUCGAACCUACUUGAUCGCUGCCUCGCCUCCCCGCCCUCCUCCUCUUCCCGUACGUGUGGCUGUGCAGUUCUUGGCACGCUUCGCCAUAUAUACCCCGGCCGCUCUCGGCAGAUAGAGAUGCAUAGGCAGCAACGAGCGAACCGUCACGCAUACCGACGGACUAGGUAGCUGCCGCUGCGCCUAUCGAGAUCGUUGUUCGUUCGUUCUCGGCCGGCCGCGCGUGUCGGGCGGAGGCGAACCCGGGGGAAUGGGACGGCACGCGGCCACCGGCGGCGGCGUCCUGCACAAGCUGCGCAAGGGGCUGUGGUCACCCGAGGAAGACGAGAAGCUUUACAAUCACAUCAUCCGUUACGGCGUAGGGUGCUGGAGCUCCGUGCCCAAGCUCGCAGGGUUGCAGAGGUGCGGCAAGAGCUGCCGGCUGCGGUGGAUCAACUACCUGCGCCCCGACUUGAAGCGGGGCAGCUUCUCGCAGCAGGAGGAGGACGCGAUCGUCGGCCUGCAUGAGAUCCUGGGGAACAGGUGGUCGCAGAUCGCGUCGCACUUGCCGGGCCGGACGGACAACGAGAUCAAGAACUUCUGGAACAGCUGCCUCAAGAAGAAGCUGCGGCAGCGCGGCAUCGACCCCAGCACCCACAAGCCCAUCUCGGCCUCCGCUGCGGCAUUGGAGCCGGCGUCGCAAAACCAGAAGCCGCCGGCCGCCGACGGCGGUUUCGCCUUGAAGCAACAGCACCAGGUGUUCGAACCAUUCCCGCUGACCGACAGCUUCGGCGGCGGCUUCGACGCGUCUGGCGUGGCAUUGUACGGGCACCUCGGCGGCGGCAAGGACGCGGCCGGGUUCGUGGACUACAGCAACGUGCUGGACGUGUCGGAGAACCUGGGCUACGGCGAGAGCUCCAGCAAUAGCAGCAACUGGAACUGCGCGCCGGAGGUAAACAAUACGCUCGACGGCGAGGCGCUGCAUUGGGCCUCCGAGAGCAAGGUCUCGCCUUUCACUAGCUACGGCGACGAGGGGGAGGCGCUGGAGCACAAGUUCGUGCUGCCCUGCCACGGGCAGCAAGAACAGAGCAUGCCGCAUUUCGACUUCGACAUCAGCCGCGGCGAAUUCAACCUCGAGUUCUUUUGAGCCUUUUGUGAAUUGUAGCAACUAUCGUACAUACUGUUCGAUAUUAAAAGGCAUUUUACACAAGGGGACAAAGACGUACCAAUUGGGAGCUUAGAGACUGUACUUUGUUAAUUUUCUCUAGUCGUCGUUUCUCCUUAACACUUCCUUUGUUUUUUAUGUUUUUCUAUAUGAGUAGAAUAAAGGCAUACAUGCAUGUAUAGAAAUGUAAACACAAUGUAGUUGCUAUUAAGGUUUUGUAAGAAUAAGUUCCUUACUGUCUGUAUUUCUCUGUGUAUUGCUCCUCUGAAGAAGAAACAGAAAUUCAAAAUCAGAA